GUUGUCCUGAUCUCAGUGCGUUACACCAUCUUUCUGUCGUCAGAUGGUCACUCCAUGCCCGCAACAACAACAAAAUAUACUUGAGGAAUUCAUUUUUUUCUUUACUUCUGACUAUCGGUCCGAAAUCUACCAUGAAUACUAUUCGCGAGAUCAAUCGGAUUAACGAGCGCGAACUCGAACUUGGAGUAAAAGGCUCUUGGCACGACGAAUACAAGGAUUCGGCGUAUAUCUAUGUGGGCGGGUUGCCAUUCGAAUUGACUGAGGGUGACCUCAUCACGAUCUUCUCUCAGUGGGGUGAGAUUAUGGACGUCAAUCUCGUGCGAGAUAAGGAAACAGGCAAAUCCCGCGGUUUUGGAUUUUUGAUGUAUGAAGAUCAACGGAGCACAGUGUUGGCUGUUGACAAUAUGAACGGCACUCAAGUUAUCGGUCGUACGCUUAAAGUGGAUCAUACAAGAAAUUAUAGGCAACAGGGCAAGAGGAAUGAGAAUGGCGAAUAUGAAGAGCCAGAGGAACCUAUCUACAACGCUAUGCCUCCCAUUCUGUCUGGUUCCGAAUCUUCUUCCUCUGAAGGCGAGCAAGACGAUCUUGACGAAGAAGACCCUAUGGCAGCAUUCAUCCGCGCGGAGAAGAAGAAGGGAGCCAAGAAUAUUAAAGGCAACGAUGAUGAUGGAAAGAAGCGUAAACAUGAGGGAGAAACGAAAGAAGAGAGACGGGCUCGAAAAGAAGCCAAGAGAGCCAAAAAGGCUGUGAAGGAGGAGAAGAAAAGAAUAAAGAAGGACGUGAGAGAAGGGAACGGAAGUGAGCGUCCGAAGAGUGUGAAAAGCGAGAGGGACGAGAGGAAUGGUCGUAGCAAGGAUCGAGAAGAUUCAUUCUGGAGCCGUGGAAAAAAUGCGGCCGGUCGAGAUGAUUGGCGUCAAGGCAAGUGGGAAUUGGAGAGAGAGGAAGAAUACAGAGAGAAAAGGGACGAACGUCCAAGAGAGCGGGAUGGUGAUGUGGUGAAAGAUUUGAUGGGAAACGAUCUCGACCGAACUAGGGGAAACGGUGACGGGGGCUCUGGCCGAGAAAGAGAGCUUGAAGGAAAACCCAGAAAUCGAGGUUACCGACGGGAGGAUGAUCGAAGAUGGCAUGAUGACCGUAGAAAGGAUGAUAGGGAUCGGGACAGGGCAUAUAACCAAAGAGACGAUAGGGAUAGGGAUCAUGACCGAGGGGAUUAUGGCAGAAGAAACGACAGGGAACGCGAUAUGAGAUACUGAGCAUACA
Cryptococcus deneoformans JEC21 is the source of this 1260-nucleotide messenger RNA. RefSeq lists its product as hypothetical. NCBI's taxonomy places the organism in Eukaryota, Fungi, Basidiomycota, Tremellomycetes, Tremellales, Cryptococcaceae. Gene Ontology annotation, biological process: mRNA splicing, via spliceosome. The record is from RefSeq and is a predicted model, not a curated record. Gene Ontology annotation, molecular function: RNA binding. Gene Ontology annotation, cellular component: catalytic step 2 spliceosome; precatalytic spliceosome; U2 snRNP. The transcript has 6 exons. The coding region runs from base 132 to 1253 and encodes 373 amino acids.